AUGUCCGAGUUCUUGUUGAUAUCUGCUCCUGGAGAGAAAAACUGUCAACAAACUUGGGACAAGAUGAAUGAAGCCACUACUCAUAACUUCCUCUCCACCAACAGUAAAUUCACCAUUCCUGACCUGAAGGUGGGAACGCUUGAUGUCCUCGUAAGCCUGUCAGGUGAGCUUGCCAAAUUGGACACUUUUUUAGAAAGUAUAGUAAAGAAGGUAGCCCAGUACAUGGCUGAUAUUUUGGAGGAUAAUCGAGAUAAAGUCCAGGAGAACCUUUUGUCCAGUGGAAGCAAACAUUUUGAUUUGACCACGUACAUAACAAGGUUCCAGUGGGAUAAAGCCAAGUAUCCAGUCCAACAGUCUAUGAAGAACAUUUCAGUAACCAUAUCUAAGCAAGUUAUUCAGAUAGACAAUGAGCUGAAAGGGAAAGCUUCAGUGUAUAAUAGCAUAAAGGGUAACCUGCAGAAUCUGGAGAGAAAGAAUUUUGCCAGUGUUGGGGGAAGUCUUUUGACAAGGAUUCUGGCAGACAUUGUAAAGAAAGAGGAUUUUGUCCUUGACUCUGAAUACUUAAUUACCUUGCUUGUAGUUGUUUUCUUUCCUCUUGUAUUAUUCAUUGUAAUAGCGAGUUACUCUGACUGGCAGAAGACAUAUGAAAUGCUCUCUGAAAUGGUAGUUCCACGAUCUUCAAUUCUGCUCUCUGAAGACCAGCAUAGUGGCCUGUUCAGCGUGACUCUCUUUAGAAAGGCCAAAGAUGACUUCAAACUUAAAGCCAAGGAAAAAAAAGUGUUCAUUGUACGUGAUUUCCAAUAUAAUGAAGAGAAGCUGAAGGCAGAUAAAGAGGAGAUUACUCAACUCUCUACAGAUAAAAAGAAGCAGCUUGGCCCUUUGGGUCGGUGGUUAAAAGUAACCUUCAGUGAAGCUUUCAUUGUGUGGAUCCAUACAAAGGCUCUGAGAGUUUUUACAGAGUCUAUAUUGAGGUAUGGUUUACCAGUCAGCUUCCAGCCCAUGGUUUUGCAGUCCAAUAAGAAGAGCAGGAAAAGGGAACUACUGCAUGAGCUCUACAAGCACCUGGACAGCAGUGACCCUGUUACUGAUGCCUCCAUUGAUAUCCCUGGUCUAAACCUGAACCAGCAGGAAUAUCCUUAUGUUUAUUACAAGAUUGACUGCAACUUUUUUGAUUUUAAAUAAAGCAGUAUCAUCAUA
Electrophorus electricus (electric eel) is the source of this 1197-nucleotide messenger RNA. It is a transcript of the gene atp6v1c1b, whose product is annotated as ATPase H+ transporting V1 subunit C1b. NCBI's taxonomy places the organism in Eukaryota, Metazoa, Chordata, Actinopteri, Gymnotiformes, Gymnotidae. Gene Ontology annotation, molecular function: proton-transporting ATPase activity, rotational mechanism. The record is from RefSeq and is a predicted model, not a curated record. Gene Ontology annotation, cellular component: vacuolar proton-transporting V-type ATPase, V1 domain; lysosomal membrane. Gene Ontology annotation, biological process: proton transmembrane transport.